Molecule: messenger RNA, 875 nt
Organism: Daphnia pulicaria
Lineage: Eukaryota; Metazoa; Arthropoda; Branchiopoda; Diplostraca; Daphniidae
Product: glutathione S-transferase Mu 1-like
Exons: 5
Coding region: 116-769 (217 amino acids)
Biological process (GO): glutathione metabolic process
Molecular function (GO): glutathione transferase activity
Source: RefSeq, a predicted model, not a curated record
AGCUAUUUUCUUGUCUGAACUCUGAAAGUCCUUGAAACAAGAACUUGGCGUUCAGUUCAAACUUGAUUCUCAACGCAACAAGUCGCUUUUAGUACUUCCCGUUUUUUUAAUCAAAAUGUCAGUUCGUCUAGGAUACUGGAAUAUUCGAGCGUACGCCCAGCCGAUUCGUCUCUUGUUGGCCUAUACCGGAACGGAAGUAGAAGAGAAACGCUACAAUUUCAUAGGAGCAGAAUGGGAUCGCAGCGAAUGGCUGAACGAGAAAUUUUCCCAUGGUCUUGAUUUCCCAAAUCUUCCUUACUACAUCGACGGGGAUGUCAAAUUGUCUCAAACGUUCGCUAUUUUGAAAUAUCUGGGACGAAAGCACGGCCUGAUCGCUAAAAACGAAGCUGAACAAAUUCGCGUUGAUUUAAUCGAAGCCGAGGCACUUGACAUGCGCUCACGAUGGGUCGCACUUUGUUACGGACCUAAUUUCGAAACCAACAAACCGGAAUAUCUAAAAAAUUUGGCUCUAAAGUUGAAAGAAUUGUCCGACUAUUUGGGAAGUCACAAUUAUUUCAGCAGUGAUAACAUCACGUACAUAGACUUUCUGAUGUACGAAUUGUUGGACCAAAACAGUCAUUUGGAGUCUACAGUUUUGGAUGAGUUCCCUAAUUUAAAAGCUUUUCACGCUCGAAUCCAAGGAUUGGAACAGAUCGCGGCUUACAUGAAAUCGGAUAAGUUUCUAGCCCGUCCACUCAACGGCCCCAUGGCAUCAUUUGUUGGCAAUUAAUUACAAUCACCCAAUUGAUGCUGAUACUUUCACACCAUCCAUUAUAGGUUUUCCACCACAACGCUAAAAUUUGUUUGGUCACAAUAAAAUUAACUAACAGGUGAAA